AAAACAUGACGCGAAUAGGCGCUGUGAGUCGAGCGGAAGCCAUGAUUGUUGUCCUUCCAGCUGCCUGUUGGGAGAUUGAAGAGCGGAGAAGACGAGCUUUGGCUGCAUGUCUGGGAAAAUAUCACUCCCACAUUUGCGUUACCACCUCCCGAAUGCAGAUUAACAGGUAUGCCAAAGGAGAAAUAUGAGCCUCCAGACCCGCGCAGGCUGUACACUAUCAUGUCGGCAGAGGAGGCAGCCAGUGGGAAGAAGUCACACUGGGCCGAGUUAGAGAUUACCGGGCGGGUGAGAAACCUGAGCAGUUCGCUAUGGACACUCACCCAUCUGACCGCUCUGCACAUCAACAACAACAACCUCAGCCGACUCCCUCCUGAAAUCGCCAAGCUCCCUCACCUGGUCUACCUGAACCUGUCCUCCAACAAACUACGCAGCCUGCCAGCAGAACUCGGCAACAUGGUGUCUCUCAGGGAAUUGCUUUUGAACAACAACUGUUUACGGGUUUUGCCUUACGAACUUGGACGGCUGUUUCGCUUACAAACUCUCGGUCUCAAAGGUAACCCACUGUCCCAGGAUAUACUCAACCUCUACCAGGAGCCUGACGGAACAAGAAAACUAUUGAAUUACAUGCUAGACAAUCUUGCAGUCCACCCAGAACAACUCCCUCAAAGACCUUGGAUCACACUGAGGGAACGAGACCAAAUGAUGCCCACAGCUGUUUUCACAGUAAUGUGCUACAACGUGCUUUGUGAUAAAUAUGCAACGAGGCAGCUGUAUGGCUACUGUCCUUCCUGGGCCCUCAACUGGGAGUAUAGGAAGAAAGGCAUCAUGGAGGAGAUCACCAGCUGUGAUGCUGACAUUAUCAGUUUGCAGGAGGUGGAAACAGAGCAGUACUACACAUUUUUUCUGGAAACUCUAAAGGAGCGUGGAUAUGACGGGUAUUUUUGUCCGAAGUCUCGUGCCAAACUCGUGUCCGAGCAGGAAAGGAAGCACGUGGACGGCUGCGCCGUGUUCUUCAAAACAGAAAAGUUUGCACUAGUUCAGAAACACACGGUGGAGUUUAAUCAAGUGGCCAUGGCCAACUCGGAAGGCUCAGAGGUCAUGCUGAAUCGGGUGAUGACCAAAGACAACAUUGGAGUAGCCAUGCUGCUAGAGGUGAAGAAAGAGCUGUUUGCUGGAGGGUUGAAACCACCUGCAGAGAAGCAGCUUCUGUUGGUGGCUAAUGCUCACAUGCACUGGGACCCCGAAUACUCAGACGUCAAACUCAUCCAGACUGUCAUGUUCCUGUCAGAGCUGAAGAGCAUCGCCGAGAGGGCACUAAGCUCCACUGGGUCCACCUCAGCCAGCUCAGACUCCAUCUCCUUCCCUAUUGUCCUGUGUGCAGACCUCAACUCGCUUCCAGACUCUGGUGUGGUGGAAUACCUGAGCAACGGCGGGGUCGCAGAGAAUCACAAAGACUUCAAAGAGCUACGCUACAGUGAAUGUCUGAACAACUUCAGCUGCAACGGGAAGAAUGGCAAACCAGACGGCAGCAUCACCCACAGUUUCCAGCUGAAGAGCGCAUAUGAGAGCAAUCUGAUGCCUUACACUAAUUACACCUAUGACUUUAAGGGCGUGAUCGAUUACAUUUUCUUCUCCAAGACCCACAUGAAUGUGCUGGGCCUGCUGGGCCCUCUUGAGACCCAGUGGUUGGUGGAUAAUUGCAUCACCGGAUGCCCUCACCCACACAUCCCCUCCGAUCACUUCUCCCUCCUGGCUCAGUUGGAGUACCACCCUCCCCUGUCCUCCCUCAACGGCCUACACCUUCCCAUCCACAGGUAGUGGUGGAAGAAGAAAACCCUCCACUAACGGACAGAUCCCAAAGUUUCUACAAACAUCACCUAGGAGUGAAUAAUUCCCCCAAUCACUCCUUUUUUAACCAUUGCACAGAAUUGUAUUAAUACAUUUUCCAGAGUUAUAGAAAAAAGCUUGAUACCAAAUUAGGGUUGGGGUUCUACAUUUGAUACCAAUGACUGAAUCCAAAAGCAGCUCUCAUGUCCAUGUCGAUGACUGAAUGUCAGUUCUGAGAUGAUAUACCAACACUUCUACAGUGCUGGUGUGAGUAUGUCACAGAUAUAUAAAGACUGAGAUGUCUAUUCAUGUAGCAUAACAUUGUCAUCCCACUAAAAGAGUGUUAAAAGUGUUUUCUACUUUUGUCAGUAAUCAUGUUUUAUAUGUCCCCUUGUAUUUUAUUCACUGAAACAUCUAAUAGAAGAAAUGCCACAUUUGUAAAUGUAUGAAUUUAUGCAAAACUCAAACAAGAAAAUGGCAUUAUUGUAUAUUAUGUUAUUGUAGCAUCUGGUACUUUACAAGCAAAAAUCCCCCAUCUAUCUUUGUCUUUAUUUAUGGUAGAUAUGUGCUUGAAAUGGGACAAAGCAAGAUGAGAGAUGUAAAUUCCUGUAUUUGCAAUGUCAGAAAUUAUGCAAAAUGAUCUUUUCUGAUGUCCACAAUGGACACCAUUAAAGAGGAUCCCAGCCCUACUGAUUUUAA
Pangasianodon hypophthalmus (striped catfish) is the source of this 2526-nucleotide messenger RNA. It is a transcript of the gene cnot6l, whose product is annotated as CCR4-NOT transcription complex, subunit 6-like. The coding region runs from base 169 to 1818 and encodes 549 amino acids. The transcript has 12 exons. Gene Ontology annotation, biological process: nuclear-transcribed mRNA poly(A) tail shortening. Gene Ontology annotation, molecular function: protein binding; poly(A)-specific ribonuclease activity. Lineage: Eukaryota; Metazoa; Chordata; Actinopteri; Siluriformes; Pangasiidae. The record is from RefSeq and is a predicted model, not a curated record. Gene Ontology annotation, cellular component: nucleus; cytoplasm; CCR4-NOT complex.